Penicillium verhagenii is the source of this 1065-nucleotide messenger RNA. Its product is annotated as response regulator. Lineage: Eukaryota; Fungi; Ascomycota; Eurotiomycetes; Eurotiales; Aspergillaceae. Gene Ontology annotation, biological process: phosphorelay signal transduction system. The transcript is spliced from 2 exons. The coding region runs from base 1 to 1065 and encodes 354 amino acids. The record is from RefSeq and is a predicted model, not a curated record.
AUGGAUGUUGUCCUUGUCACCCCGUCGGAUUCAAAUUUCCCUUACUGUGAUUUCUACAUCGCGCUUCAUGAUUACUUGGAUAUUGGCAAUAUGGAAAUCAAAGCCAUCGCACCUGCUCCAGAAGCACGAUUCUCCUCUCCUGUCAUUAUUAUAUGCUCGUCUCCGAGGUCUGCCCACUCGCUAUUUCUAGCAGCUCAACAACGAGGAGAUGCAGAGGUGCUAGAGUUUAUUUCUCAGCUUUGUGGGCCCAGAAAGCUAGCAAAUUCCCUCGAAGUCUGCCUAAAACGCCAGAACCGCCGCAUCUCUGGACUCAAGGUCCCAGGAAGCCCGAUGGCUUCAUCCCUUGAUAAACUCAAGAGGCAGAUUUCUCCCACUCUCAAUACAGGACCUAAAACCUCUUCGGGUCUUUGGAGUACGAGUGCAUCAAAGUCAAUCAACCAAAGCCAGGGCCAGGGCCACACGGAACCACCUAAGCAAGUCAUGUCUCCACUAGCAGAUGAAGAUUAUUUUUCACUUGUAUCCCCUGGCAUCCCCCCCUCACCGGAAGUAGGCGGUUCACCUGCACAUGACAGCAACGCUCAGGUCACACAUACGCUGCAGCCACAGGUCCUUUUCACAGUCCUCCUUGUCGAUGACAAUCACAUCAAUAUAUCGUUACUGGUUGCCUUCAUGAAAAAGUUAGGGCUUGAAUACAUCAUUGCGCAAAACGGCCAAGAGGCACUCGACAGGUUCAAGGAAUCAUAUUCUAAUAUUCGCAUCAUAUUGAUGGAUAUCUCCAUGCCGGUCAUGGACGGUCUCGAAUCCUCACGGCAAAUUCGCGCAUUUGAAAGGUCUUUGAAAUUGCCUGCUCGUGUGCCCAUUAUUGCCUUGACUGGUGUUGCCCAGGCUGAGCUCCAACGUGACGCAAUAGGCUCGGGCAUGAACUUGUUCCUAACGAAACCUGUACGAUUGGAUAAAAUUGCGAGUGUUAUAGAGGGUCAAACGGGAAUCAACAUGGCCUCCUUGAAGGCUGGAAGAAAAAUGUCGAAGGGCGGUCAAUCAAACGGCGACACCAAAGACUCAUAA